This is a messenger RNA of Ascoidea rubescens DSM 1968, 1103 nucleotides long. RefSeq lists its product as uncharacterized. The record is from RefSeq and is a predicted model, not a curated record. The coding region runs from base 326 to 901 and encodes 191 amino acids. Gene Ontology annotation, biological process: small GTPase-mediated signal transduction. Gene Ontology annotation, molecular function: GTP binding; GDP binding; GTPase activity. The transcript has a single exon. Gene Ontology annotation, cellular component: plasma membrane. NCBI's taxonomy places the organism in Eukaryota, Fungi, Ascomycota, Saccharomycetes, Ascoideales, Ascoideaceae.
CGAGAUUUAUGGAAUAAAGUAGCCCGAUUAGAAGCUUCAGCAAGAAGGGAAGAUAGAUAAACUGAUAGAUAUAAAUUGAAGGCCAUUGGAACAACUAUCGUAGGGACUGGGUUUUGUUAUAGUUCUCAUUAUACUUUCACUUUGAACGUUUUAGCUUUUCAUCGUUUCUAAAUUUUUACGUUUUUAUAUAUUUACAUUUUUAUCUUUUUAUAUUUUUGUAUUUUUGUAUUUUCACACCAUUACUUUAUUGCAGGUACAUUUUCGCUCAACAUUUCAGCAGUUGCGAUUUUUUAGCAUAUGAGCAUUUGAGAAAUUUUAACAAAACAUGAACAAACCAGGAAUUUCACGAAAACUAGCUGUUGUUGGUGCUAGAGGAGUAGGAAAAUCUUCACUAACUGCCAGAUACACACAAGAAAAAUUCCUAGAUUCCUACUAUCCAACAAUUGAAAACCAAUUUUCCAAAGACGUCACAAUAGAUAAAAAGCUUUAUAACCUAGAGAUAUUGGAUACUGCUGGCCAAGAUGAGUACUCCAUGAUGAAUGACAAACACUUGAUUGGUAUCCAUGGAUACAUAUUAAUUUACUCAGUCACUUCAAGAUCCUCCUUUGAGCUAAUCUCAACCAUUAGGGAAAAGAUCGUUGAUUCCAUUAUACCCCUAAGCGAUGGUGAUUCUGUUGACAUUCCCUUUGUUAUAGUGGGCAAUAAAACAGACUUGAAUGCUCUGAGACAGGUUCCAACUACAGAAGGUGAAGAGCUAGGCAAAAAAUUCAACUGCCCUUUCAUUGAAGUCAGUGCAAAGGAUAACAUCAACGUUGACAAGUGUUUUAAGUUGGUAUUGACCACUGUUAACAAGUUUAUUGAUCCUCCCAUCUCUAAAGAGUCCAACUGUUCCAUUGUUUAAACAGCCUCCUCACUCAUACUGGCAUUCCUUCACACCUAAUCUCUAAUCUCUAAUCUCUAAUCUCUAAUCUCUAACCUUCAAUCUAUAAUAUAUCUUUCUCUUCUCAGAAAUGUCUCUUUAAUUGAAUAUUUCUAUAAUUACAUAUCUCCUACCUGCUAAAAACCCACAUACACUGAACUCGUUUUCCUUUGGAUGUGGAAGU